UGGGCCCUCUUCAGUCAAGCAGCGCUCGCGCCGCUCAAUGGUGGAGUGUCUGCCGCAAGAGGGCGACAUCGACGGCUUGCUGAAGAUGAUGCGAGGCGGCAGCAUCGACAGCCUCGUCAAUCAUAUAAGUACAGUCACAUUUUUUUGUUCUUGUGUAGAGUUUCUUCCUUCCUCUGGGAUGAUUCGAAUCUAGAUGACGAGUCUGAUGCUAGCGCCAUUGCUAAUGAAGCAUCGAACGAGGCAUUUGUCUGAGAGGAGUGAGCCGGAUUUGUGAUGCAUGCCGCCCGAUGAUGCUUUGAAAAUCUUUGAGACCUGAAAACUUGGUGGCUUUUCGAGGCUGCCCUGAGUGGAUAACUUGAAAAUCCUGAGGGCAUUGCUUGGGUUGGUUUCUUUCCUUUUUCUUGCGUUUUUGACCCGAUUGCCCGCUUUUUUUCUCUGGGAAAAUGUGUUUUUUUCUUGCGUGAGAUAACUGAGCCUUGAAUUACGGGUUUCUCUGACUUUUCCCAGAUUGCAUGCCGCGGCAUGCGUGGUUAGCUUUGAUCUUUGAGCACGACCUCGUUGACAUGAGGUUUAAGAUUGAAAGGAUCCAUGUGAUGUGUUUGAAGAACAAGAGUUUGAGUUUGAGUGUCUUUCUUCUUAAAUGUGGUCUACACGGCAGCGGCCGAGGCACGUUGAAUGGACUGUUAAGAAACGAAACGAGAAAAGCGUAUAUUUAACAAACAAGAGCGAUAGAAAUGGAGCGAAGAGGAUAUUGGUGCUUCUCUUGUGUCGUUGCUGUUCAAGGCGCCGGGACAAAGCGGUGGGAGAAAGGACAAGGAGGUUUUUAACGAAAGGCGUGUUGCGGAAAAGAGUUGCGAAGUUUGGUGUGCGUUAGAAAAGGCCGAGGGGGUCCUCCGUCGUCGUUCAUGGCACCCUCUACUAUCUCUGAUUUGCCAAUCGGUCCAGCGCCCGUGUCUGUCAAGUAUACCAAGCUCUUCAUCGACGGCCAGUUUGUCGAUGCUGUCUCCGGAAGGACUUUCGAAACUUUGGAUCCGCGGAAUGGAGAAGUGAUCUCGAAAGUAGCCGAGGCAGAUAAGCAGGAUGUUGAUGUCGCCGUGAAGGCCGCUCGAAAAGCUUUUGAUCAUGGGCCCUGGCCCAGACUGUCUGGAUAUGCCAGGGGGCGAAUCCUUCUCAAGUUUGCGGAUUUGUUGGAGCAUCAUUUUGACGAGCUCGCAGCACUCGAGACUCUGGACAAUGGAAAGCCAUUGGACCUGGUGAAGUAUGUGGACUUGCCAAUGGCCCUUCGGCUUCUUCGUUCGUUCGCAGGUUUCGCUGACAAAAUCUGUGGCAAGACCGUGAAAAUCGAUGGGCCUUACCACGCGUACACUCUUCUCGAGCCGAUUGGUGUCGUGGGCCAGAUCAUCCCAUGGAACUUCCCGCUCAUCAUGUUUUUCUUGAAGAUCAGCCCCGCGCUUGCUGCUGGCAACACAAUUGUCUUGAAGACUGCCGAGCAGACUCCCUUGAGUGCUCUCUUUUGUGCAAGCCUGCUGAAGGAGGCUGGAUUGCCUCCCGGCGUCCUGAACAUCCUCUCUGGCUUCGGCCCAACGGCGGGAGCUGCUAUCUCUAGUCACAACGAUGUGGACAAGAUUGCAUUCACCGGCUCGACGGACGUGGGAAAGCUUGUGAUGGAGGCAGCUGCGAAGAGCAACCUCAAGGCCGUCAGUCUGGAACUGGGAGGGAAGUCCCCCAUGAUAGUACUGGACGAUGCAGAUGUUGAUGUAGCUGUCGAGCUAGCACAUUUAGCGCUCUUCUUUAAUGUGGGCCAGUGCUGCGUGGCGGGAUCUCGUGUAUUUGUCCAGGAAGGUAUCUACGACGAGUUUUUGAGAAAGGUUGUGGACCGUGCAAAGAGACGGGUGACAGGUGACUCCUUCCAAAGUGGCGUCGAUCACGGGCCUGUGGUUGACAAGCAACAGUUUGACAGAGUGCUUGGCUACGUGGAGAUUGGAAAGCGCGAGGGAGCGAGGCUGGUUACUGGCGGGUGCCGCAUUGGUUCUCGCGGUUUUUACAUCGAGCCAACAAUCUUUGCCGAUGUCGAGGAUUACAUGAGAAUCGCCAGGGAAGAGAUUUUCGGGCCGGUGAUGUCGGUACUCAAAUUCAGAACAAUAGACGAGGUGAUCCAACGAGCCAACGACACGGCCUAUGGUCUCGCGGCAGGGAUAGUAACCAAGGACCUCAACUCGGCCAACCGAUUGACGCGGUCCUUGAGAGCCGGGACAGUGUGGAUCAAUUGCUACCACGUCUUCGACCCGGCACUUCCAUUCGGUGGCUACAAGAUGAGUGGGAUUGGACGAGAGAAUGGCAAGCAGGUCUUGUACCAAUACUCCCAGGUUAAGUCGGUCGUGACUCCGGUGGAGUCGCCAUGGCUGUAGAUCUUUGGCACCUCUUCGUCGCUAUGAAAGUGGUACUAGUUCCUGAGUUUUUUUUCUUUCUUUUCCUUGGGGGAGGGAAGGCUCUAAUCGUAUGAUCCAGAGAUUGCGUUGCGGGAGCGAUAGCGCACGCUACCUACCGUGCCCGCAUUCGUGCAAGCCAGGAAUGCAUGGGGGUCAUUUAAAGAAGUAUCUCCAAAAGGGAGGAGUGUGAAGCCCAUGUAAAGAUAUAGUAAUGAGGAAAAAAUUUGUAGGAAA
This is a messenger RNA of Selaginella moellendorffii, 2663 nucleotides long. RefSeq names its product aldehyde dehydrogenase family 2 member B7, mitochondrial. The record is from RefSeq and is a predicted model, not a curated record. The coding region runs from base 906 to 2408 and encodes 500 amino acids. Lineage: Eukaryota; Viridiplantae; Streptophyta; Lycopodiopsida; Selaginellales; Selaginellaceae. The transcript has 11 exons. Gene Ontology annotation, molecular function: aldehyde dehydrogenase (NAD+) activity.